UGUUUCUGAAUCCAAAGGCCAGAACUGAAGUACAUUUGCUUCCCAGAUGGACUCUCAGAGCAAAACAGGGAAGGUUUACCUGCAACCACACAAAGCUGGCAAGAAAUGGAAGCCAGUAUGGUUGUCUUUGUUUCCUCCCAGCAGCAGUGGAGUGGGUCGACUGGAGAUCCAGGACAUGGGAGGUGGUGGUGCCGGAGGUGAUCAUGUGGUCAGGAGACACUACCAGCCUCAUGUGGACAGAAAGCUGAAGGUGGUCCGACUGUCCGAGCUCAUCAGUGUCCUCAGACUCCCCCCGAACGCUGAGGCCUGCCCCAUGGACAACAUGUCUGCAUUUUGCGUGGAGAUGCGGGACAGGACGAUGGUGUUUGCUGCGCACAAAGACGACUGUGUGGAGUGGGUGGAAAAACUGUGUCACAACACGUUUCAGAGAGAUGUCUCCUCAGGAUCGAAUCAGCCUCAAAUGGAAGAGAACCAGAUAUAUGCCUCUGCAGAUGAUGCCUCAGAGUUCUGGGUGGUGGUUCAGAGGACGGACGCAGCGACACGCUGUGGCCUGAAAGGGUCAUACUGGCUGCAGGUUGGGCAGGAGGCGCUGCUGCUGAAAGAAACACAGAAGAAGAACAUUGUUAGAGAAUGGCCAUACGAACUGCUAAGACGAUAUGGAAAUGACAAGAUGGCCUUAACCAUCGAAGCAGGUCGACGCUGUGACUCUGGUCCUGGAGUGUUCACCUUUGAGACACAGCAGGCAGAGAAAAUAUUCUUACUGAUUCAGAGUACCAUCAAACGGAAGACUUCAGCCGUCAUUUCAGGCAAUCAAAACCAAGACAGUGAGAAGGUUAUCAUACCCAACAUACAGGCUCAUUCACCGCUCCCCAAAAUACCAGAUGUGACCAGUAUUGCUGCCAUUCUGCAGAACAAACUGAGGACACAGGAGAGUAAAUCUGCUGCUGUAGAAGAGAGCGCACAUGCUCAGGAAGAUUUGGUUGGUUCAUCAGAGAGUGUAUCAGUGCAGCCAGCUCCCAUCACCCUCAUGCCUCUCCCUCUGGUCCCCACACAUGACAGCCGCUCUGGAGGUCAUCUCCCCGGCCAAUCAGAAGCUGUAUAUGCUGACCCAGCUGAUUGCAUCCAAUCUGUAUCAAAACCGCAGCCAACCAUGGCUCUGUAUGUCGACCCUUUAUGUGUUCUCCCGCUCAAACCCCCCGGCUCAAAGGACUCUGUCACUACCACUCCUAACUCCUCUGCUGCACAUCCUUCCUUCAAUAUCAAUCACCCAGAUUCAGACUACUCGGAGGUGUACGACAAAAUCAGUCCAGUCCAGAGUAAACAAACUCAGAGCAAAGUAAAAAUCAAGCGUUUUAGAGAUGAUGAACCCAUUUAUACUGAACCUGUGAUCCGGAAAGAGGAAGUGUCUCUUAAAAAAGAAAGCGAACCAGACCAGUUCGCCCACCUUUAUGCUCAAGUCUGCAAAAAAACUCCGUCAUCUGCCAACACCAGCCCCUCUUCCUCUCCUUCCUCUUCCUCUCUGACAGCCAGUAUGAGCACGAUAAAAGCAACAGACCACUCAAUGGAUGAUGAUGUUAUCUACGAAAACCUGGGCAUCAUCUAAUUGUGCUCCUAGCAGGCACUCCUCACCUCGAGCAGAGGUAAGGAGACUCUGUCUGCCCACUACCAUAUUUUUGUUGAUGUGAGUCUUUUAGUCUUCAGCCCCAACCCGCACUGACAAGUAUUAUUAUCCCCUCCGAGGCCACAAAACUUUUUUUUUCACGUAUUGCAGUAAUACGUCCCAAUUUGAUACAGCACAAAUAUUAAAAUUCUGUAAAUAUUUUGAAAAAAACAAGUUUGUUUUUGCAUAUGUUUGUUGUUCUGCUGAAUAACUCAGAUAAGAAUGUUUACAAUAAAUGUGGCCUUUACGUAUUUUUUUCAUUUAUGUCAGAUUGUUACUCAUUAAACUGUAUAUACUGCAGCGUAAAUAUUUCUGUAAAUAGUGAAGAUAAAAUCAGUAUUUGUCACUUUCAUAGAGUGUUAUUCAAAGUAUUUUAAAGUCCUGCACCCCCAUCUCCCCUUUCCAUCUGAGUGACAUUGUAACACACAAUGUCACCUCUUUAUUUCAUUUUUUAAAAGUCCAUUUUACAACCAUGUAAUGGUCAAAACCAUUUCAUCUAAACCAAACAAUAUUUU
Molecule: messenger RNA, 2175 nt
Organism: Plectropomus leopardus (leopard coralgrouper)
Lineage: Eukaryota; Metazoa; Chordata; Actinopteri; Perciformes; Serranidae
Gene: dok1a
Product: docking protein 1a
Biological process (GO): cell surface receptor protein tyrosine kinase signaling pathway; positive regulation of MAPK cascade; Ras protein signal transduction
Cellular component (GO): cytoplasm
Source: RefSeq, a predicted model, not a curated record